CCAGCUCAGUCGUAGGCCUUGGGGGUCGGGCCAGCAACAAGCUAUUAUCACAGACAUGGGCCAAGGAGCCAGAGGCCACCCGGGGUCUGUGAGUUGAGCUUGAGGCUGCAGGACCAGGGUCAUCAUGGGGACAGACAGCCUGGGUUCCCUCUGGGCGGUACUCCUGCUUCCUCUGGUGUUUGGAGUCCCCACAGAGGAGCCCACCUUUCAGGAACCUGUGGCCCCCCAUCUCACCAAAGGCUGUCAACGAUGCUGUGACCCCGAGGAACCACUGUCCUCUGCUGACACUGUCCAUGCCCCUGUUUCCCCCUCCUUCCGCUAUGUCUUGCCCGAGGUCAGGCCCUACAUCAACAUUACCAUCCUGAAGGGUGACAAAGGGGACAGAGGUCCUACAGGAACACCAGGGAAGCCAGGCAAGGAUGGUCCCCGAGGGGACCGCGGCUCUCAGGGCGUCAAAGGUGACAAGGGGCAGGCAGGCAGCCCUGGUAGCCCCUGCCAGAUGCACUACUCGGCCUUCUCUGUGGGUCGCAAGACAGCCUUACACAGCAAUGAGGACUUCCUCCCUCUGCGGUUCGACAGGGUCUUCGUGAACACAGACGGCCACUUCGACAUGACCACCGGCCGCUUCGCGGCCCCCCUGCGCGGCCUCUACUUCUUCAGCCUCAACGUGCACAGCUGGAACUACAAGGAGACCUACGUGCACAUCGUCCACAACGAGCAGGCGGCCGUGAUCCUCUACGCGCAGCCCAGCGAGCGCAGCAUCAUGCAGAGCCAGAGUGUGAUGUUGCCGCUGGAGCCUGGCGACCACGUGUGGGUGCGGCUCUUCAAGAGGGAGCGGGAGAACGCCAUCUACAGCGAUGAUGUGGACACCUACAUCACCUUCAGCGGCCACCUGAUCAAGGCAGAGGACUGAGCUUCCCUGGCUGGUUUCGCAGCUGGGCAGCUUGGGGGAGGGCUGGUGGCUAGGGCAGGUCUUGUAGGUAGGUUCCCCAGGACUGGAUCUGCCGCUCUUCAUUGCUUAGGAUUGUCACUUGCAGUCUGUCUCCAUCCCCUCCCCGCUUGGCUUCAUUUUCAGAGACUUUUGGGCUUACGUAUUCCAGAACGUCCUCAGCCUCUAGAGAGGCUUUCCUCACACAUCACUGUGCUGUUCACGCCUGGGGGACUUUGUUGUAUGGUAGAUUCUGGCUUGGCAUUUGGGGGUGUGCCCAGGAUUCUGCAUUUCUAGCAAUUUCCUCAGAAAUGCUGAUGCUAUUGGUCUAUAGACCACACUUGAGGAGUUGGGCUCUCUAUAGAAUGUUCCCAGAAUUCUAGGGGUUUCCCAAACACUCUGGAAUUCCCCCCCAAACUCCAGUAUUCUUCCUGUAUCCUCAGGUUUUCUCCUCACCCUGGGCCUACCCCCAUACUGCUCUUUCCGCCCCUCCCCCACCCGCUUUUCUAGCCACUGCUCACUUAUGCAUUCAACAAAUGCUGAACGCUCACUUGGUCCCAGGGCUGAGGAAAACCUAGACUAAUCAGACCUAGGUCCUGUCUCUCCCCUGGUGAAUGCCCAGUAGCCUGGACAGGGGUUGGGGUAUGCCCAAGUGGGUCCAAAGACUUGAGCGCACGUACUGGGUGCUCCUCUAGACUGGGUGCUCCUCUAGACUAGGUGCUUAGGCACUGUGGGCCAUUCUUCACUGCUCCGUGGUGGCACAGGGUGCUGGAGGUGGGCGUGAUGUUCCUUUCCCAUUCUCUACCUUCUUGCCUGGUGCCCAGCAUUAAAGCAAACCGUAGGUAUAGCCUUGGCUGGGAAGAGACCCAGGGAUUGGGAGGCAUCUGGGAUAAAAGGGCUCCUGGGAGUGAACUGGAGCCCAUUCUCCCUGACCUUUGAAGACUCCUCCUACCUUCUUUUUCUCAUUCCCCAGGACAUUAGCCAAGGUCAGACCACGCACUAGGUGCUCUCUGACCCUCCUGGACCCUCAAAAGCCCAGUGUCACACAGGGCUUACGAAGGUGCUAAGGACACCCGGGAGGUGGCUCCCAUUUCACGGCUUCACCUGCCUGGAUUACCCUUGCAGACGUCAUGGGGAGCCAGGGGGGACAGAGGUGGCAGGUUUCAGCCCAAAGCAGGUCUAGGGACUGAAGCCGGUGACAUUCAGGUUAUCUGGGGGCCCUUUCUGAGCCACGCUGCCAAGACAGGCCCUGGGGAAGUCAUGGAGAAGCAGGGACACAGAGAGCCCCAUGCCUUUCCCAGCGUGCACGGCCCGGUGGCCCUUCAACCUUCCCCUCUUCCACUGCAAGGCUACCCAAGCUUCUCAGGGGAAGGCGGCCUCCGUCCAUUGGUGCUUCUGCAGACCCAGGGCAGGGCUGGCCCUGGGCGGGCAUCUCUGGUGCUUACAGCCAAGGGAGCCAUGGCAGGGUGACAGAGGCAAGGCCUGCCACGUGCUGUGAAGGCUGAUUCCACAAAACCACCCUCAGCCCGACUGUCCUUGCCGGCUUGGCCAGUGUGAAUAAAAAUACUGGAUUCUCUUGGCAA
Messenger RNA from Peromyscus eremicus (cactus mouse), 2511 nucleotides. RefSeq names its product C1q and TNF related 6 (gene C1qtnf6). The transcript is spliced from 3 exons. Gene Ontology annotation, molecular function: protein binding. Bases 125 to 913 code for a protein of 262 amino acids. Lineage: Eukaryota; Metazoa; Chordata; Mammalia; Rodentia; Cricetidae. The record is from RefSeq and is a predicted model, not a curated record.